Metschnikowia bicuspidata var. bicuspidata NRRL YB-4993 is the source of this 2052-nucleotide messenger RNA. RefSeq names its product DNA damage-responsive RNA polymerase-degradation factor. Gene Ontology annotation, molecular function: ubiquitin binding. The coding region runs from base 1 to 2052 and encodes 683 amino acids. Lineage: Eukaryota; Fungi; Ascomycota; Pichiomycetes; Serinales; Metschnikowiaceae. The transcript has a single exon. The record is from RefSeq and is a predicted model, not a curated record.
AUGUCACAACGAAGAAACUACAAGAAUAAUAAGAAGGGGGCCGCUGGCGCGUCUGCUGCCACUGCCUCGUCCGUGAAAGACACACAAUUGCAAAUGUUGUCGGAGAUGUUUCCCGACUGGGAGUCUGAGGAUUUGGCGUCCUUGUUGUCCGAGCAUCGAAACGACGUGGAGAUUGUCAUCGACUUGAUUGUCAAUAAGAAGGUAUCCAAGUGGGAGCCUAUCAAGAAAGAAUCUCGGAGUAAGAGAAGAGACGACAACACAAAGUCCGCCGAGCAGACGAGCGCCCCUGUCUCCACAACGUCCUCCACCCACACGGCUUCUCUGGGAGAGCCAAGAGGGAGACAUUCCAGAGAGAGACAGCCAAAGACAGAAAGAAGAAGAGAAAGAAAGCCACAGGCGGGCCCCAAGAAAGACACACCAACCCAAGCGCCAGCCGCCGCUGCACCCACCAGUGCGCCAUCUCUUGUACCUGCAUCUGCUACCCCUUCGACGGCCCCUGUGCCUUCUAAUUCGUGGGCUGCGGCGUUGGCAAAAGACACUGCUAAACCAAAGCCAAAGCCAGCUGCCAAGUCGCAAGAGGAGUCGGGUGACAGCUCCAAGGCGGCCCCAAGCGAGGCCCAGCCAGAAGCGGCUGUGGAGGAGCGCAAGUCCGAGGCCCCGGUGGAAACUGCGCCUGCUAAGAAGUCCUCCAAUGUCCAAUCGUCGACUUCUUGGGCAUCGGCCAUCAAGCCAAAGGCCAAGCCCGCCCCCAAAAAGGCUGCCGAACCCGAGCCCAAGCAGGCUGCGCCCAGCGAACCAGAGGUCGCUGAGGCAGACACCCCCAACGACGAGGAAGAAGAGGUCGCAGCUAGCAUUGAAGAAGAGGAGACGGCCGACGCCGGCCCAGAAGUUGCCGAGCCCGAGCAGCAGCCCGAGCCCGUGUCGAAUCCAGUGUUGGAGUCCGAGGUCGUUUUGCCUCAACAAGUUGACAACGUGGGCGUGUCCUUCGGCUCCUUGGCCUUGGACGAUGCCGAGCCACAAGAUCAGUCUGUGACUCAAGAGCAGCCAAAGGAACAAGAGAUGCCCGGUUUCGCUUCCAACCAAGACACGGCCGAUGCGUCGCAACAAAACGAGCUUUCGCAACAAUCGCAGCCGCAAUUGCAACAAGACACGGCCCAAGAACAACCAUCGCAACAGCAGACGCAGCAGGAGACGCAGCAAUCGCAACAUCAGGCUUACCAGCAACAGUACGAGCAGCAAAGAAACGCCAACUCCAGUCAAGGAUUCGACUACUACAGCCAGUUCCAGCAGACUCAGCAGCAGUUCCCACAACAAGCCGCUGCCGGCACCCUUCCUGCUCAGUUUGGCUACCCAUCAUUUGACUACUCUGCGUACGGCCAAGUCAACCAGACUCCAUUGGGAUCCAUGGCUUCCCCAGGCUACUACCAGGUGAACACCGCGAAGACGGCCAUUCCAAGCGCUGCUAACCCCUCUGGAGCUACCGAGAUUGCUCAGUCCCCUUUGGUAGCCAACUCUACGCACCAGGGAUUGCAGACCCCACAACAGAGCCAGCAGGUUCCAGGCGGAGCGCCAUUUGCCUACCCCAACUACCCCAACUACUUCUACAACACCCCAUUCUAUGGCAACGGAGCGGGUAUGGGAGCCUCUAACACUGCUUACGGAAUGCAACAGGCUCAGCAACAGGCUCAACCAGGUAGUGAAGCUGGUGCCGGUGAGGGCGAAAGCGCCAGUGGACAAAGCACUGCCCAAAGUGCUCAGGCGGCCAACCAGUUCUAUGCUGCGCAGUACUACGGCAACCCAAGCCAGUUUGGAACUAGAGGAGCUCACCCUUACAGUGGGUACCCUAGUAGCCAGCCAUUUCCCCAGGGCAGCCAAGCCGGUGAGACAACCGAGGCCCUGCAGAACGGCCAGCAGCAAGGAAACAGCCAGGCUGCCCCAGCCCCCUCAGGUGUUCCUCAGUACUACCAACAAAUGCCACAGUACGCCGGGUACCAACAAUAUCCGCAGUAUGGCACUUAUCAAGACAACAGCCAGUACCGUGGAUGGUACUAG